CCCCCUGUGAUAAUUCGCUGAAGUCAUCCAGCGAAUUUUAUUGUGGAAUUAUUUCGAUAAAUUGUGUUAAAGUGGCGGGGGCAUCAAAUAGUAAUGGCCAAGGGGGACGGCAGGCUGCCCCGGUCGACGUGGGGUCGCCCCUACUCGACUGGGAGGAGGGAGACCAUUUCAGUUUCGAGGACUCUGAGCGAUUCGAGGAGGAUUCUUUGUGUAGCUGGAGUUCGGAACCUGAGAGCUUGUGUAAUAAUUGGCGAGGAUGGAGGAAGCCCAAUCUCCAGAACUCGUUUGGUCCGCGCACCACGAAAAAAUCCAUUCAAGAAAAAACAGUAUCAACACUAAGCGAGCUAUCAGCCAAAUGUGUAGCAAGUCACAUCCCAUUUGAGCUUGUGGAACAUGUCUACCCACCUGUCCCUGAACAGCUGCAACUUCAGAUUGCAUUCUGGAGCUUUCCAGACAGUGAAGAUGACAUCCGACUGUACUCCUGCCUGGCUAAUGGAUCUGCUGAUGAGUUUCAACGUGGAGAGCAUUUGUUUCGAGAUAGAGCUGUCAAAGAUGUAUUGCAGAUUGGUUUCCACCUGUCGGCGACGGUCACUCUCAACAUGCCUAGGGCGAACUAUAACGUGGCAGUCACAUUCGACCGGCAGCGUAUAUCCUCCUGCAACUGCACUUGCUCCUCAACUGCACAUUGGUGCUCACACAUCGUUGCCGUCUGUCUCUACAGGAUACAUUUACCAACUCAAGUAUGCUUAAGAGCGCCAGUAUCAGAGUCGCUUCUGCGAUUACGAAGAGAUCAACUUCAGAAGUUUGCACAGUAUCUAAUAUCAGAACUACCACGGCAAGUGUUGCCAACGGCUCAACGGAUACUGGACGAAUUACUAUCCGCCCACCCAAACCAAAUUAACGCGACCUGUGGGGCACCAGACCCGACGGCUGGCGCUUCUGCCUACGAAUAUACUUCAUGGUUUUUGGACGAGAAGACUUUGCACAACAAUAUCAAUAAGAUUUUAGUCAAGUUCUGUGUCCCUGCCCCAAUAGUGUUUAGUGAUGUAAACUACUUAAGUACAAGCGCGCCCCCCGCGGCGGCUGAAUGGUCAUCUCUUCUUCGUCCACUGCGGGGCCGAGAGCCAGAGGGCAUGUGGAACCUUCUCUCCAUUGUGAGGGAGAUGUUCAAACGAAAUGACAGGAACGCCAUACCGCUGCUCGAAAUCAUCACUGAGGAGGUCAUGGCUUGUGAACAGAUUAUAGUGUGGUGGUACAGCACCAAGGCGGCUCUAGUGGCGUGGAACGGCGGUGGCGGCGGCAAACAUGGCGGCAGCGGAGGCAACUCCUCGGCUCAGCACGCCUGCUCCUCGCUUUGUGACGAGGUGGUGUUGCUGUGGCGCCUGGCCGCGCUGAACCCGGGACUGGCACCGCACGAGCGCGAUACCUUGCACGAACAGUUCGCUCAGUGGCACAUGAAGGUUCUCGAUAAGGUGGCUAAGAAUCGGAACAACCACAUGGGAACUUCCUCGUCGCAUUCCCGGCAUUCAUCACGGUCUCAUUCUCACCCACCAUACAUUAAUGGGAUCAGCGAGAACGAAGUGUUCCCGGGCUUUCAUCCCGCCAUGGAGGCCUGUUUCCUCGAGUGGGACGACUAUCAAAUACCGGGUGUUACCUACACUAAGGACUUAAACCCGUUGUAUCACAGUCCGUUCACUAUUUUCAGGCACGCCGAUAAGCAAAACGAUAGUGUACAUCAGGUGAAUUCAUCCAAAGCUGUCCUCAAUAACGAGAUGUCGCUUAGCUACCGACUGACAAACGCCGACCCUCAUCGUACGCUGGUACUCAGAGCCAACCAUAUCAAUGUGGACUUGACCGUGGCCGGACCCUCUAACCAACCUUGUGGAUCCGGUGAUGGGCCGAGCGAACCACCAAGAGAUUCGGGGCCUAGCGAUGGUAACCAUUCGAGCGUAUCGUCUGAGGGUUUCUGCGAGAACGAGGAAGAGAUUCUCCAGCAAAGCGGUGGUGACACGGAUUCGCAGGAAUCAAGUUCCCCUGCAGUGUCUUCUGAUGACGCUCAACGUCGAGUGUCCAACGACGACUCAGUCUCCGACGACGACUGUAACAUGUACUUUUACGACGCGGCGGCGGCCCGGAGGGCGGUGGCAGAAGAGGGAGUUCUAGCCGAGUUCAACGAACAUCACGAACUAGCAUUCCGCGUAGGUCUAUUCGCGUUAGAGAUGGCGCGGCCACCAGCCAGCACUAAAGCCUUGGAGGUGAAACUGAACAACCAAGAAACAGAGCUGGUGGCGUUGCUGAAGAGACUGCCCACUGGUGCUGAACAAUUGGCCUUAGCUCGGGAAAAGGCUCAACAACUAUGCGAUGGAACUUUGCGGAACCGAGGUCCAGCUCUGCUACCAAUGGCUUUAGCAAGCUUCCUGUUCGAUGUCCUAGUUUUGUCAGCUACAGAUAAACAUCCUGCAAGAUUGCCUUCAGAUGAAAGUCUCGGUUUCGAAGCAGCCACCGCAGCGUUAGGGCUCAAAGCGAACGUCUCUGAAGCGGAACACCCACUGCUGUGUGAAGGCACCAGGCGCCAACGCGGCGAGUUAGCGCUGACCCUGCUCUCAUUUUACAAAGACGAUCCAGUCAAACUGGCUAAAAUUAUGAACAAGUUACUGGACCGUGACAUCCACCAGCUCACGUCGGGCCCGAUGGUGAGCAUGUACUACAACACCAACCCGCGGCUGGCCAACUACCGCGCCGACCAGGCGCUGCAAGCGCAUGCGCACGCGCAGCACGUCCAGCACGCGCCACACGUGCAGCACGUGCAGCACGCGCAACACGCGCAACACGCGCCGCACCCCAUGCACGCACCACAUCCGCAGCAUCCGCAGCACGCCCCUCCGCCGCAGCCGCCGGGCCCGUGCCCCCUAGUGGCGGACAUGGAGCGAUUGGCUAUGGCCGAGGCAGGUCCGUCACCACCGCACCCAACGCCCAUCGCCUCCAUCACGAGGCCUAAAGACAGCAGGUACAAAGGCAAGCGCCUAUACCCAUCGGUGCCCAACCAACCGUCGGAAGCGUCUGCGCAUUUCAUGUUCGAACUAGCCAAGUCCGUCCUAUUCAAGGCGGGAGGGACAUCUAGCACCAGUCUGUUUACGCAAACAAGUUGUGCAAGGGAACAUCAUGGGCCUCACAGAGGACUUCAUAUGGCGGCUUUCCAGUUAGGCAUAUAUGCUCUGGGUCUACACAACUGCGUGAGCGCAAACUGGCUCAGUCGUACAUACUCAUCGCAUGUCAGCUGGAUUACAGGACAAGCAAUGGAUAUCGGCGCACCGGCAAUCUUAUUCUUAAUAGACGCUUGGGAAGGACAUUUGACCCCACCUGAAGCUGCCAGCAUUGCUGACAAGGCGUCGUCGGGCCGAGACGUGCACACGGUGCGAGCCGCGGCGGAACUGGCGCUGUCGGUGCUGCCACAUGCGCACGCGCUCAACUACAACGAGAUCCAACGCGCCGUGCUGCAGUGCAAGGAACAGAGCGACGCCAUGCUGGAACGCGCCUGCCUCACCGUAGAAGCCGCCGCCAAAGGUGGAGGCGUAUAUCCUGAGGUUCUUUAUACGGUGGCGCGAUACUGGCACGAGCUAUACUUGCGACAGGCCAGCGAAGAUACGGAACCACUAUUAGAUGAACCCCAGUACAGAGCGCCGCCCCCGUUGGCCGUACCCGUUCCGUACCCGUUACCAUAUCCAUUUACGUACCAUCCGUAUCCGCCGCCCAUUUAUCAGCUGCAGAGCCCUUACGAGCUGCAGUACGGCGGCGCUGGCGGCGCCCAGUACGCGCUGCCGCCGUACUUCGUGCGAGGACUAGUGGCCGGGCCGCACCCGCCGCACGCGCCGCCGCACGCACCUCACCCACACGCGCCGCAUCCGCAACACCCGCAGCCAAUGGUCAAUCUCCCCGCACCGAUCCCGCCGCCGCUACCAGCGCCGCACGGCCCCGUGGCGGGCGUGGCGGGAGUACCCCCCGGCGUGGGCGUGGGCGUGGGCGUGGGCGUAGGCGUGGGAGUGGGCGCGGUGGGGUCCAUGGGCGGCCUGCCGCCGGCUGCGGCCGCGCCGCAACUGCCGCAGGCGCAGCUGCGGCGUUUGCUAGCCGCCUACCGCGUCGGUAUGCUAGCACUCGAGACGCAAGCCAGAAGAGUGCACGACGAUCGCCCUCAAAAUAAAUUCGGGAGGAAUCCCCCGUAUGGCGAGCACGUGAAAUGGCUCCUACGAGUAUCGAAGCGACUAGGUGCGCAGUAUCUGCAUCAAUUCUGCGUAUGCGCAGUCAACUCUGUCGUCUCCCCGUUCGUACUGUACGAGCUGUGCGUAGAAUCAGCGCACUGGUUGGCGAGGGGCGGACCGCAUCAUCUCGUUAUGCAGCACUUACGUGGCACUCUAGCGCCACUUGUGCAGAAGUGCCAACAGAUGUACAUCCAAUGCAUUCAUCAGAAGUUGUACCACUUAACAACAGUGGAGUAUGAGGAAUUCGUAAGCAUCGUACUGUCAGCCCGCACGGCGUUCCAGCUCACGCCUGAGGGAAACACGCAGUUCAAAGAGUGGCUCGCCAGUCUGCGCAGGUCAAAAUCUUGCAAAAAGGACCUGUGGACCCAACUGAAUGCAGCGCUGCAGACGAACGGCAAAUGACGUCGGCAGCCGAUAGUUUGUAUGUUGCGGUGCGCCGCGCGCAAACUGUCACAACAUAGGCGAUGGCCUCGCUACCGGCUCCUUUACCACCUGUCGCUCUAAUACGUCUCUCGUGUUAUUUGUAAUUCGAGCCCUGACGCCUAAAUCCAACGCCUUUAUGUCGAUGUUUACACCACGUACCAAGAUUGACUUGUGACCUCAUAAUACGUCUCUCACAUUGGUACUUAAAGUUUGCAACAGGCGAAAUACUGGAUUUGGUGUCACCAUAUUUGAAUAUGUGGACGAAUGUCCAACGGACAUAUUAGAAGGCUAUUGGUCAUUUCGUCUGUUUCGCUUUAUUUUGUGAGAUUGAAAGGUGGAUACGGUUCCAAAUUAAUAUUCUCCGGGUAAAAAAAGUUUUACCUGUGUUAGUGCUCGAAUUUUAAUGUUAAAACAGUCGUAAACAUUGAUCUUUUCAAAAUAUAUAACACGUUCGUUAAAAUGUAUGGUAAAGGUUUAAAUUACAAAUGACACCUUUAUCCCAAUUCUGCUUAAAUUUAAUGUAAUCCGUUUAGUAAUAAUUUUGACGCUCGAUUUAGAGGGUAAAAAGAUCUCAGUAUAAAAAUCGAACAGUUGUAUUUUUGAUAGCUGAAAAUGUUGCUAACUCCUGUGGAAUAUGUCGUGAAAUAAUCCUUUCAAGCGGACUUUAGGAUGUUGGCGAUCCUGUUUCUUCUUUCAAAAUAUUGUUAUCUAGUAGACGUCAAACUACGCAUCAUUUCUCUUUACGAACGUCUAUUAUCGCCCUGUUUGCCAUUGAGAGAAGGGUGUGGAAGCUCAUUUAAUGGUUGUGCCUGAAUAGUCUGAGUGACUCGGUUGUAAUCAAAUGUAUUGUAGACAGCUAAAUAAGAAAUGCAUAGAGACAGUGCUUAAAGAGGAGUUUAG
Hyposmocoma kahamanoa is the source of this 5579-nucleotide messenger RNA. Its product is annotated as zinc finger SWIM domain-containing protein 8-like. The record is from RefSeq and is a predicted model, not a curated record. Gene Ontology annotation, molecular function: zinc ion binding. Bases 600 to 4658 code for a protein of 1352 amino acids. NCBI's taxonomy places the organism in Eukaryota, Metazoa, Arthropoda, Insecta, Lepidoptera, Cosmopterigidae. The transcript has 26 exons. Gene Ontology annotation, cellular component: Cul2-RING ubiquitin ligase complex.